Molecule: messenger RNA, 981 nt
Organism: Diversispora eburnea
Lineage: Eukaryota; Fungi; Glomeromycota; Glomeromycetes; Diversisporales; Diversisporaceae
Source: the annotation of a GenBank genome assembly
AUGAGUACAUCACCAACAAACACUUUAAGUUUUACCAAUGCUACUGGAGAACAUAAACCUGUGAUUAAUAGUGAUGGCUAUCCUGCGACUCAAUAUUCGACAACUCCAUAUUCUAAUUCAUCAACUCAAUCACCAACAUCAUAUAUUUCAUCAAAUGGUAUGCAACACAUGGAUCGACGAUCAAGUUUAGCUGCUGGUGUUCCAGUAUUGCCAAUCCUUCAUCAACCUUUUGCCUCUCAUCAUGAUAUUAAAGUUCAUAAUUUACCUCAUCAUAAUCAUCAUAAUCAUCAUCCAGAAAAUUCUGAACAUCAUUCACCACCACCACCACCACAACAACCACAACAACCACAACAACAAUGGUCAACUAAUAAUGGGAGUCAUACGUCAUCAUCAUCAUCAUCGCCACCGUUUCCUUUUGGAUCUUAUACUACUACCAAAACCAAUCCAUCAACCACCACCAAUGCUGCAAAUGUUAUAAAUAAUUCUAAUACUACCACGAACACAAAUACAUCAACGAAAUCAUUUGAUGAUAAAACCACGAUAGAUGGAUCAUUCUUAAGUACUCAUAAUACUCAAUCUCCACCUUCUACUAUAGGUUAUUAUAAUCAAGGUCCAUUAUAUGAUCGAAAUGGUAUUAAUACUAAUAAUGCUACCGUGGCUGCUGUAGCUGCCGCUGUGGCUGCCAAUAACAAUACUGGUAAUUUUCCACAAGAUUAUCCAAUGAUGGCAAAUAGAUUUACUAAUGGUACUAUAACCGUAAUGUCAUCAGCCACCGAUAAUGUUCCUGCACCUCAAGCUAUGAUGACAACUUUUAGUUCAAAAACUGUAUCAUCCACUCCAAAGAGAUAUAAAUGUAAUGUAUGUCAAAAAAGAUUUACUCGACCUAGUUCAUUACAAACUCAUACAUAUAGUCAUACAGGGGAGAAACCAUUCAAAUGUCCUGUUGAAGGUUGUGGUCGACAUUUCUCUGUAGUUAUUUAG